CAAGUGAUCCACACGAGCACAGCAUCGCCGCGCGGCUUCCGGUGGCGCAAAGAAGAGCAAAGCCGACAAACACGCACUUUUUGUAUUGAUUUAUUUAGUGCAGCCAGGACUGGUGGAGUAACUCCUGCACCCUGACGGAGGUCUGAGCGCGUCAUGGCCGGCAAAGACUCAACGACGUCGGCUUUCGUCAGCGUCAGCAGGGACAUGACAGAGAGCAUCAGGAAGGUGCUGGACAAGCAGGCCAUUAAGUUUGUGCGCGCCAUCAAGCAGGACGCCAGGAGCGGUAAAUCAGAAGACCGGAUCCUGGUCCUGGCCACAUGGAGACUCUAUCUCCUUGCUGUCAAAGUGCCCACUAAGGUGGAAGUCUCGUUCAACUUCCUGGAGAUCCGGGCGAUGAACACGUAUCAAGAGCAUCAGGUUGUUAUCGACACGGACAAGACCACCUACUCGCUGAGGCUGGAGACCCAGGACCAUUUGGAGCACGUGGUCGGUCACAUCAACUACGCCCUGGCCAGGGUCUUCAACAACUCCAUUUAUGCUCCGCCAAUUUGUCGGGCAGACGGUGACAUGAGUGAUGGAGUCCACACCUUUUCGCCGGGCUCGGAAUCACCGUUGGACCCCCAGAAGACCUGCGGAGGUUUUUCUGAGACUUAUGCGGCGCUCUGUGACUACAAUGGCAUCGGCUGCAAAGAGGAGGUGCAGUGGGAUGUAGACACCAUCUACCACUCUCAGGACAACCGGGAAUUCAACCUAAUGGAUUUCAGCCAUCUUGACAGCAGGGAUCUGGCUGUGAUUGUGGCAUCUAUAGCGUACAACACCUGGUUCACCAAGCUGUACUGCAAAGACAUGCGCAUUGGGUCAGAGGUGGUGGACCAGGUCCUGCACACAGUCAGCAAGUCCAACAGUCUGGAGGAACUCACUCUGGAAAAUACCGGACUGAAGUCGGAUUUCCCGCAGAAAAUGGCGUCGGCACUAUCCGAGAACCCGGGCUCCAUGAUCCACUCCCUCAACUUGGCUCACAACGCGCUCGACAACCAAGGAGUUUCCAACCUGAUUCAACAAGUAUGUCGGCUCAACAAGGGAUUACGCCACCUGAACCUCUCCAAGACCUCCUUGUCCUCCAAAGGUGUGGUGUCCCUGUCCCAGGCUUUGUGCUCCAGUGACGACUACUCCAACUCCCUGCUGCACCUGGACCUCAGUAAAAACCCCGGGGUUCUGUCCGGGGAGGACGCCACGAAUCUCUACCUGUUCCUGGCCCAGCCCAACUGCCUGGUCCACUUGGACCUGUCUGGGACGGACUGCACCGUGGACUCGUUGUUUGGUGCCUUGCUCAGAGGCUGCUGUGCUGACCUUUCCUACCUCAACUUGUCCAAGAACUGCUUCUCGCACAGGAAAGCCAGAGAUUCGCUGCCAACUUUUCGCCAGUUCUUCAGCUCAGCAUUCAGCUUGACUCACGUCAGCCUCGCUUCCAUGAAGGUUCCUCCCGACUGGCUGAGGGCUCUGUUCUUAGGCCUGUCCAACAACCCUCAUAUCAGCGAUCUGCAGUUGGACAUCAGCGGCUGUGAGUUGAGGUCUGCAGGCGCCGGUGUUAUCCAAGAACUUUUUCCAAGAGUUUCCUGUGUUGGGACUUUGGAUAUCUCAGACAAUGGCUUGGAUUCCGACCUGCUUGCCGUCCUCCCUGCGUUCUCCAGACACCCCUCCCUCAAACACCUGAUGCUGGGGAGGAACUUUAACGCCAAGGGCAGGGCGCUGGAUGAAAUGCUGCAGAAACUAGUUCAUUUGGUGCAAGAGGAGGAGUGUGUUUUGCAGUCUCUCUCCUUGGCUGACUCCAGGCUCCGCCAGAGGGGUACCGUGGUGGUCAACGCCCUGGGCUCCAACACAUGCCUGCGGAAGGUGGACUUGAGCGGCAACGGCCUGGAAGAUUCCGGAGCCAAAAUGCUCAGCAAAGCUCUGCAAAUUAACACCACGCUCAGGAGCGUCACGUGGGAUCGCAACAACACCACGGCGACGGGCUUGCAGGAUGUGGCGAGAGCGUUGGAGCACAACUUUACUCUGCAGUACAUGCCCCUCCCCCUCAGCGACGUCACCCAGGCGUACCGCAGCGCCCCCGAGAGGACGGACCAAGCUCUGACCAAGAUCCAGCGCGCCCUGCUCCGGAACAACCAGACCCAGCGCUUCUCCCGAGCAGGUCUCGGCAGGAACCACCAGGGCCUGGUCACCAGCACCGCCGAGCAGGUGAUGGAGCGGCUGUGCGUGCGGGUGCAGCAGCAGAUCGGUGUGCUGAAAGGCUCGGAGGACGCCGAGGAAGUGCAGACCGCCAAACAGAUCCUGAAGGAAGCCAGGAAUUCUCGAGCUCUGUAUCCAUCCUUGUGUGAGUUGGCCCACGUCUUGUCGGUGGACGGCCCCAUCAGGCAGCGCCUGGACACUUUGGUCGGGGAGCUGGCGAAGGCUGCUGACAAAGAGCUGCAGGUACAAUCCCAAAGACGUGCAAAGUACCAGCCAAUCUGA
Entelurus aequoreus (snake pipefish) is the source of this 2508-nucleotide messenger RNA. RefSeq names its product capping protein, Arp2/3 and myosin-I linker protein 3-like. Gene Ontology annotation, biological process: regulation of Arp2/3 complex-mediated actin nucleation; cell migration. Lineage: Eukaryota; Metazoa; Chordata; Actinopteri; Syngnathiformes; Syngnathidae. Gene Ontology annotation, cellular component: lamellipodium; plasma membrane. The record is from RefSeq and is a predicted model, not a curated record. Gene Ontology annotation, molecular function: protein binding.